Messenger RNA from Dendrobium catenatum, 739 nucleotides. Its product is annotated as queuine tRNA-ribosyltransferase catalytic subunit 1-like. The coding region runs from base 216 to 608 and encodes 130 amino acids. The transcript has 8 exons. Gene Ontology annotation, cellular component: cytosol. The record is from RefSeq and is a predicted model, not a curated record. Gene Ontology annotation, molecular function: tRNA-guanosine(34) queuine transglycosylase activity. NCBI's taxonomy places the organism in Eukaryota, Viridiplantae, Streptophyta, Magnoliopsida, Asparagales, Orchidaceae.
UUGUGUUUCAAUUUGGGUUGAUCAAUUUCCUCUUAUGUGUUUUAUAAUUCACUGGAAUUAACUUCAUUGAUAAUGCUCUAUUAGGUUCUAUAAAGGGUCUAACUAACAACCAGCUGGAGGAAAUUGGUUGUCAGAUCAUUUUGGGGAACACAUACCAUUUGGCUCUUCAUCCUGGUGCUGAAUUGAUAGAUGAUAUCGGCGGUCUUCACAAAUUUAUGAACUGGAAAAGAGCAUUACUUACUGAUUCUGGUGGUUUUCAAAUGGUUUCCCUGCUGCAUUUGGCUGAUAUUACUGAAGAGGGAGUAACGUUUCAGUCUCCUGCUGAUGGUAAACCUAUGUUAUUAACUCCGGAAGAAUCAAUCCGCAUCCAGAACAAAAUAGGAGCUGAUAUCAUCAUGGCUCUUGAUGAUGUUGUAAAGACCACAAUUACUGGCCCUAGAAUCGAGGAAGCUAUGUAUCGAACUCUUCGUUGGAUUGACAGAUGCAUAGCCGCUCAUAAAAGACCUGAAGUGCAAAACCUAUUCGGUAUUGUACAGGGAGGACUUGAUCCGACUCUCAGAGAUAUAUGCGUGAAGGGCCUGGUUAGUCGCAAUUUACCCGGGAGGUGAAGAUAAAGACUCUUUUUGGCGCGUUGUAGCACAGUGCACUGCUGCCCUACCAGAGGAUAAGCCCCGCUAUGUGAUGGGUGUUGGUUAUCCGCUAGAUAUUGUAGUUUGCAGCGCGCUAGGUGCAGAUAUGU